AUGACCCGUCUUUACCGAUUGUCGGCACUGUGGCCGAUUGUCGCUACUGCCUUGGCCACCGGAGCCUCAACCAACGCAGUAGGUACGAGCCAGAAUGAAACCAGCUUCGUCAAUCGCGCCUUCAUCCUCGAGUGUGAAAGCCGCGGUGAUGUAGAGACUCUUGCACAAGAGAUUCAGCAUCUAGGCGGCACUAUUCGCCACAACUACACGACCGAUACCUUCCUUGGUCUCUCUGCGGAGCUGGGGAGUGAUGAGAAGUUUGACGACUUCUCUGCCGACAUGAAAACUAGAAGCGGUAUCAAGAAUAUGUGGCCAAUUGCAACUGUUACCCUUCCGGAAGAGGCAACGACGGAGAUGGAGGAAGUGAAAGAAAGUUUAGAUAGGCGUGUGCGUGGCAGCCGCGGGAUGAAGGCCCGCGCUCCCGAGACCAAGGCACCGUGGAACCAUCUCAUGACACAGGUUGACAAGCUCCAUGCGGAAGGAUACUCUGGCAAAGGCAUCAAGAUUGGCAUUGUUGACACCGGUGUCAACUACAACAUAAAGGCCCUUGGUGGUUGCUUCGGACCAAACUGUCGGGUUGCUUUUGGAGGUGUAUUUGACGGAAAGACCUCCAAGUCGGAUCCCAUGGAUCUACAUGGGCACGGCACCAUAGUUGCCAGCAUCUUGGCCGGCUACAGCAAAGAGGACGGCUUUGUCGGCGCCGCGCCGAACGCAACUCUCGGGGCUUACAGAAUCGGUGGUGUGGCCACUCACUCCGAAGACGGCAUCAUAGCGGCUUGGCUUCAGGCCGAAAAGGAAGGCAUGCAGAUUAUUGUGUCCUCCUUUGGCAUCCAGGGCGGCAACUGGGCACAGCGACCAACGGCGACGGUUGUGUCUCGCCUGGUUGCCAAGGGCAUCCCCUGCAUUGCCGCGAUUGGCAACCAGAAAAACAAUGGCCUGUUCAACGUCGUGAACCCGUCGUCUGGCCGAGGUGUGAUCAGCGUCAACUCCUUCACACAGGAUGGUUUCAUUGCGAUUAUGUCAGCGGCCGGGCCGACGCCGGAGCUGGAUAUUAAGCCACAGGUCGGUGCGCCGGGUGACAGUGUGCCGGUUGCCUACGAAGACGGCAGUUACGGCAGUGAUAGCGGCACCUCGUUCGCGGCGCCGCUUGUCGCUGGCAUUAUUGCUCUCAUCGCCGAAGCCAGGGGCACGUUCGACCCGGCACUGAUUGAGUCUCUUCUCAUGUCCACAGCUGAGGCGCGGGGCGAGCCCGUUUACUCCGUCGCCCUCCAGGGCGGCGGCCUCGUCCAAGCUUGGGACGCUGCUCAUGCCACAACCACGGUGCAGCCUGCCAGUCUUGCUUUCAACGACACCGAGAACCGCAUGCCCAAGCUUAGCCUGAAGAUUACGAACACGGCCAAAUCAGACGUUCAGUACGAACUUUCCAGCAUCUUUGCCGACUCUAUUUAUACUCUGGAUACGAACGGUAAGAAGCCAUGGGGGACUUCACAAGAAACCGUCAAGAGUUCGGGCCUGAUCAAGCUCAGCCAGAGCACCUUUACUCUCAAGCCAGACCAGUCGACUUCUGUCGAUGUCUCCGCCGCGGACCCGGAGGGGGUUGACGCCAAACGCCUGCCGGUAUGGUCUGGCUAUAUUAAGAUCCAGGAAGUUGGUUCUGCGAACAAAACGCUGACUGUCCCGUACCUUGGGGUGGCAGGCUCGCUUCGCUCAGUGACCCUCAUGGAGAAGGCCGGCUACAUUGCGGUUCGAAACCAGAACAGGCCAGCUGCCUUGAAAUAUGACAAGAUUUACUCUACUCCAGUUGUUGCAGCAGACCCUCCGUCCAUGGCUUCUUCAGGGCUCGGUCGGAUUGAGAAUUUCCAGUGGCCCGCCAACACCAUCCACGGCGAUCCCGUUGCCUAUUUUGAAAUCACCAUCGGAACGCCGCAGAUUGAAGUCCACGUCGUCCCUAUGGACAUUUGCCCAAAGCAGCCCAACCAAAAGCUGACGGUUGGCAAAGCCUGUGUUCCCGAGGCGAGCCUGGUCGAGGUUGCAGGCAUCAGGUCCCUCGGCGUGAUGGCCGACUAUGCGCAUCAUCACCGGGGCCGUGGUUAUGCAGAGAACGGCUUUGUGUUCAAGGGCCUUCUCGAGUCUGGCGAGUAUGUACCGCCAGGCAGAUACAAGUUUGUCGCUCGAGCCCUGAGUCUUCUCGGGGAUGCCAAUAAUGCAGCCGACUGGCAGGUGCAAGAGACACAUGUGUUUACCUUUGGGUAUGAAUCGAACCUGAUUGACGUGCAGUGA
This is a messenger RNA of Cordyceps militaris CM01, 2280 nucleotides long. RefSeq names its product subtilisin, putative. The transcript has 2 exons. Lineage: Eukaryota; Fungi; Ascomycota; Sordariomycetes; Hypocreales; Cordycipitaceae. Gene Ontology annotation, biological process: proteolysis. Bases 1 to 2280 code for a protein of 759 amino acids. The record is from RefSeq and is a predicted model, not a curated record. Gene Ontology annotation, molecular function: serine-type endopeptidase activity; tripeptidyl-peptidase activity. Gene Ontology annotation, cellular component: membrane; cell wall; cytosol.